This is a messenger RNA of Pteropus alecto (black flying fox), 1206 nucleotides long. It is a transcript of the gene AGXT, whose product is annotated as alanine--glyoxylate and serine--pyruvate aminotransferase. Gene Ontology annotation, molecular function: L-serine:pyruvate transaminase activity; L-alanine:glyoxylate transaminase activity. The transcript has 11 exons. Gene Ontology annotation, cellular component: peroxisome. Lineage: Eukaryota; Metazoa; Chordata; Mammalia; Chiroptera; Pteropodidae. The coding region runs from base 28 to 1206 and encodes 392 amino acids. The record is from RefSeq and is a predicted model, not a curated record.
CUGCAGGUGGCAGGCUGGGUACGGACCAUGGCCUCGCACCAGCUGUUGGUGGCUCCCCCGGAGGCCCUGCACGGGCCCCUGUCGGUGCGCAGCUGGCUCCUGCUGGGGCCUGGCCCCUCCAACGUGGCCCCGCGAGUGCUGGAGGCUGGGCGGCUGCAGAUGAUCAGCCACCUGCACAAGGAGAUGUAUCAGAUAAUGGACGAGAUCAAGCAAGGCAUCCAGUAUAUGUUCCAGACCAGGAACAGCCUCACACUGGCGGUCAGCGGCUCGGGGCACGCCGCCCUGGAGGCUGCCCUGUUCAAUCUCCUGGAGCCCGGGGACGCCUACCUGGUCGGGGUCAACGGCAUCUGGGGGCAGCGAGCGGCCGAGAUCGGGGAGCGAAUCGGCGCCCGUGUGCACCAGAUGAUCAAGGAUCCCGGAGGCUGCUUCACACUGCAGGAGGUGGAGGAGGGCUUGGCCCAGCACAGGCCGGUGCUGCUGUUCCUGACUCAGGGGGAGUCAUCCAGCGGCGUGCUGCAGCCCCUCGAUGGCUACGGGGAGCUCUGCCACAGGUACCAGUGCCUGCUCCUGGUGGACUCGGUGGCGUCCCUGGGUGGGGUCCCCAUCCACAUGGACCGGCAAGGCAUCGACGUCUUGUACUCGGGCUCCCAGAAGGUCCUGAACGCCCCUCCAGGCACCUCGCUCAUCUCCUUCAGUGACAAGGCCAAAAGUAAGAUCUACGCACGGAAGACGAGGCCAUUCUCCUUCUACUUGGACGUCAAGUGGCUGGCCAACAUCUGGGGCUGCGAUGGCGCGCCCAGGACGUACCACCACACCCCUCCUGUCGUCAGCCUGUACUGCCUGCGAGAGGCCUUGGCCCUGAUGGUAGAGGAGGGCCUGGAGAGCAGCUGGAAGCGGCACCGGGAGACCGCCCUGUACCUGCAGGGGCGUCUGCAGGCGCUAGGGCUGCAGCUCUUCGUGAAGGACCCUGAGCUCCGGCUGCCCACCAUCACCACGGUGGCUGUGCCCGCCGGCUACGACUGGAGAGACAUCGUCAGCUACGUGAUGGACCACUUCGCCAUCGAGAUCACCGGCGGCCUCGGGCCCUCCACGGGGAAGGUGCUGCGGAUUGGCCUUCUGGGCUGCAACGCCACCAGGGAGAACGUGGACCGAGUGAUCCACGCGCUGCAGGAGGCCCUGCAGCACUGCCCCAAGGGCAAGCUGUGA